GAGGCCAGUUGUCUUCCGAGCGCCCGCUUCUGGGUUCCUCUGCCCCUCCCCCCCUCCCCGCGCCUCGGCGGCCUGCAGAUUUCGCGUAGUCUUCUGCGCCUGCGCACAGAGCGUGGGCUCUCGGGAGUGGUUAUGUUGUGGCGGCGGUUGCUGUAGUGAGAAGCCCCACAUGGAGCCUCCCCCGGGCACAGCAGAGGAACCUGAGCUGAGACAUGUAGAAAAAGAUGUGUUAAUUCCAAAAAUCAUGAGAGAGAAGGCAAGAGAGCUAUGUUCAGAUAAAGUGCAAGCUUUUACUGAAUGCUGCCAAGAGUCUGGCUUUCUUAUGGUGGUGAAAUGUCGACAGGAAAAUGCAGCAUUGAAAGAGUGUCUGACUACCUACUAUAAUGAUCCAGCAUUUUAUGAAGAAUGCAAAAUCGAAUACUUGAAGCAAAGGGAAGAAUUCAGAGCUACUGGAAUUCCUGCUAAACAAAGACAACAGAAGCUUCCUACAAGCAUGUAGCCAAAUCCUAAAAUGAAGUUUGGAAAUUUACUUCAGUUAUCGACAUAUGUUGAUUUGAUGGAGUAAGUAAGUUAAUUGAAUAAGCAGACUCAAUUUGGUUUAAAAAAAUCAAUUUGUCUGAGGCAGGAUUUGAUUGAAAUAAAUGUAUCUCAUGUUGUAUUUUGUGUAUUAGGAAUAAACUCUUCUAUGAAUGAA
Molecule: messenger RNA, 694 nt
Organism: Mauremys mutica (yellowpond turtle)
Lineage: Eukaryota; Metazoa; Chordata; Testudines; Geoemydidae
Gene: CMC1
Product: C-X9-C motif containing 1
Exons: 4
Coding region: 170-499 (109 amino acids)
Cellular component (GO): mitochondrion
Source: RefSeq, a predicted model, not a curated record